AUGGCGGACACCAUUUCACUUUCAUUAAAGAAGCAACAAGACACACUUAUCGAUAAAGUGGAUAAUGCCCAACGUGAGAUGAGAGGCCUGAAACAAGACAUAGUCGGCUGCAAAUCAGAUGUGUCAAAGCGCCAAGCAAAGAUGGCAGAACUUGAGGAUCGAGAAAGAUGCAAUAACAUUUGGAUUGUGGGUCUUGCACCGAACCGAGAGGGAGUCAUUCUGUUUCUCUUUUUCUGUGCAGGUUCCUAUAUGUUGGUGAAUUCAUCUCAGCACAGUGCAGGCCAGCAAGCUCAACUGUUGCUGCACACUCUAAGUGAAAAUGACACCCACUGUGUGCAGUUCAGCUACUUCUUGUAUAGCCGUGAUGGCCACAGUCCAGGCAGGCUCAGUGUCUAUGUGCAGGUGAAUGGUGGACCACAUGGAAACACAGUUUGGAACAUUUCUGGAUCACAAGGCUACCAGUGGCACCAGGUAGAACUGGCAGUUAGCACUUUCUGGCCCAGUGAGUACCAGAUCAUAUUUGAAGCUACCAUCUCUGCUGAGGAGAGAGGCUAUAUUGGCCUGGAUGACAUAGUCCUGCUAAACUACCCCUGUUAUAAGGUGCCACACUUCACCAGGCUCGGGGAUGUGGAGGUGAAUGCAGGGCAGAACGCGACCUUUCAGUGUGUGGCUAAUGGACAUGCAUCCAAGAUGGAUCCCUUCACCAUGGAGAGGCAUAAUGGUCUUCAAAUGGUACCAUAUUCACUCACAUCAUCAGUGGGUGAGCGUCGUUUGGCUGCAUGGUUUCAAAUAGAUGGAGCUCAACGGACCGAGCAGGAUCUUUAUCGCUGUAUCACACAAUCUUCCUACGGAGCUGCUGUAUCCAACUUUGCUGAACUCAUUGUCAGAGUCCCACCCACCCCAAUAGCCCCACCCCAACUGCUGCGGUCAGGCUCCACCUACCUCAUCAUUCAGCUCAACACAAACUCCAUAGUGGGAGAUGGACCAGUGAUUCGCCGGGAGAUAGUGUACAGAGCCAGCCAUUCUCCUUGGUCAGAGACUCAUGGCGUCAGCUCUCUCACCUACAAAGUUUGGCAUCUGGAACCAGACACUGAAUACCGUAUCAGCGUUCUCCUCACCCGACCUGGAGAGGGGGGAACUGGACCACCUGGACCACCUCUGAUCAGCAGAACUAAGUGUGCUGAGCCCAUGCGUCCACUCCGCGGUCUCACUGCGUCCGAGAUUCAGUCACGCCAGUUGGUACUACAGUGGGAGCCCCUCGGCUACAACCUGACACGAUGUCACACAUACUCCCUGUCGCUAUGCUACCGUUACUACACUGCAACAGGAAACGGUGCCAUCACCAAUAAUGCCACUGUGAGAGAGUGUUUGUCAGUGGAAAGGAAUAUGUCACACUUCACACUGCGAGACCUUCCCCCGUUCCGUCCUGUACACGUGCGGCUUGCGUUGGCCAACCCCGAAGGCAAGAAAGAGAGCCGAGAGGUCACAUUCCAGACGGAGGAGGACAGUGAGUACAUGAUUAUCUUCACGUAACAAAA
Messenger RNA from Ictalurus furcatus (blue catfish), 1538 nucleotides. RefSeq names its product protein tyrosine phosphatase receptor type Ua (gene ptprua). Bases 1 to 1533 code for a protein of 510 amino acids. Gene Ontology annotation, molecular function: protein binding. The record is from RefSeq and is a predicted model, not a curated record. The transcript is spliced from 8 exons. Gene Ontology annotation, cellular component: membrane. Lineage: Eukaryota; Metazoa; Chordata; Actinopteri; Siluriformes; Ictaluridae.